Molecule: messenger RNA, 1917 nt
Organism: Penicillium samsonianum
Lineage: Eukaryota; Fungi; Ascomycota; Eurotiomycetes; Eurotiales; Aspergillaceae
Product: KilA-N domain-containing protein
Exons: 5
Coding region: 203-1528 (441 amino acids)
Biological process (GO): mitotic telomere tethering at nuclear periphery; meiotic attachment of telomere to nuclear envelope
Cellular component (GO): nuclear membrane complex Bqt3-Bqt4
Molecular function (GO): DNA binding
Source: RefSeq, a predicted model, not a curated record
UUUUUUUUUCUGGUUAUCAAUCUUAAUUUUGGUUUCGCACUUCUCUUUUCGCCAAGAUAUAAGAUCUGUCGGUGGUAAUAUUUGAUUAUUGAUUUUUGUCGCUUGACGCGCCUGCUACGUGGCCAACGUUGGCGCAUCUUUCCCAGAAGUCACCAAGUCUCCCGCAAAUCUUCAUUUCCACUUCACUCGACAUCCCCCCACCAUGUCGCGAACACUCCCAAAACAGUUUAAUCCGCUCAUCACGAUCGAGGUUGCUCCCACCUAUGACGAGCUCCUUGCCCGCCGUCGUCUUGGGCAAACCAACCUCUCCGUCAAGCCUGCCCAGAUUGGCACCUCGAACGCAACCAAGCCCGAGAACCUAGGCGUGUUUGAGUAUGCUCACCUCCGUGCUCCGCUGCCCAAAGACCUCGAGGGCUCUGAGAUCUUCCCUUCCCACAGCCCUCAGCAGCACCCAGAAAGCUACUUCUUGAUGCGCCGUAGUAAAGAUGGCUUUGUUAGCGCGACUGGAAUGUUCAAAAUUGCCUUCCCAUGGGCCAAGGCUGAGGAAGAGCGGACAGAGCGUGAGUAUCUGAAGGCUCGCGAGUACACCAGUGAAGAGGAGGUUGCUGGAAAUGUGUGGAUCUCGCCCACGUUUGGAAUACCAAAUGUACGAUUGGGUGCGAGCACUGUUGGACCCAACAGACAUUGUUCAAAGUUCUUCCAGCGCAAAGAAGCACAUCACCCCCCGCCGAAGUUCGAAAUUCCCUCCGAUGAGCCGCCCGUGUCGCAGCGCAACCGCAGAGGACGGUCCGCUUCUCCGAGCAAGAAGUUGUCUCCUCGGAAGCCCCGCAGCAGCCGCAUCACCAAGGAUGUCACUAGCACCCCGUCCACAACGGCUGCAAACGCUAGCCUCCAGUCGGCAUUGGAUAUCUCAGCUUCAGCCCUCCCGGACUCGAUCCCUGAGUUGCGAGCUGUGGAUGCCGAAACGGAAGUGACGUCAAGCGGGUCUCCUGGAAAGAAGAUCAGAGCGCGCAAGGCAACGAGAUCUGCUACCGCGGAGCUCGAAGACGAGACUACGGAGGCGACCAAGGAGGAGAAGAAAGAAAAGAAGAAGACCGAGAAGAAAGAGAAGAAGAAACAAGAAACUAAGGAACGGGAUGAGACAGCCGAAGUAUCAGUGGCCGACGAUACCACAGAUGCUCCCAAGGCCACCCACACUAUUGUUUCCCUGGACAUGCCUAUUUGUCUCCCAGAGGUGCCCUCUGCUGCGGAGACCGAAGACAUGAUCGCUCAGGCUAAGGUGAUGGUGGAAGAGGCUAUCAAGGCGCAAGCCGAGGGCACUACUGCAGAAUCGACAUCUGUCAAGGCGACCAGCAAGCGCAAGGCCGAGGAUGAUGAGGAUGAAGAAACAUCGGCCGAAUCUUCCCAGCGAGCCAAGAAAGCCAAGGUGCUCGAGAACAAGCUCAAGCAGGAGCGUGUCCGCAACCGCUCUAUCUUCGGUGUCUCCGUGGCAUUUGCCCUUGCGGCUUCCAUCCCAUACUUUUUCUGAACAGAAUGAGGUCUUGCUUGACAAAGUCUAGUCUGUUUGAAAUUUUGGUCUCUUCUUUUCGGCGUGUCUGUCGCUUGCGACAGCCCAGCUACCCAAAUAUUCGCUUCUGAUGCCCAAUUCCCCUUGUCGUUAUCAUAAAUAUAUUCCUCGCCGGCGAUCCUGAAUGCCCUGUGCCUGUUAUUGACACCAUUUUCUAAUAUCUUGCCCUCCCUUUCCCCUCCCUCUCCCUGUGUUUUACACCAGACUUGGUUAUUUGGAUUGCCCCAUAGCUCAUUUUAUGUCCCUUACCCUCGCUCUCCUGCUGAUACCAACUUCCCCCUCUCCCACCUUCUACUGCCCUGUGGCAGCCUUCCAAGUAGUCAAGGACGAUUCGCUCAAUGAUAGUGAAA